AUGGAAGUAACAACGAAGUACAUAACAAUCAAGAAUCACAUAGAUGGAACGCCACAAGAGUCAGAUUUUCAUGUUAAAACUGCUGUUCUUUCCCUAGCAGUUGAGCCUGGAUCCAAUAAUGUUAUUGUCAAAGUACUGUAUUUAUCGGUCGAUCCGUAUCAGAUAAACCGAAUGAAGAGACACAGCUCCACGCAGAGAGCUGUAGAUUUUGCAGUUGGCAUAACUCCUGGUGAGGAGGAUUUGGUUGCUGGGGUAGUUACAUGGGGAGAGCAUAGCAUCAUCAGAGGGGGUAAUAUGCUGCGUAAGCUGGAUCCCAUGGGCUUUCCAUUGUCCUACAAUCUUGGAGUUCUAGGACCCAGUGGACUUACAGCCUAUUGUGGGUUCUUCCAAGUUUGUAAACCAAAGAAGGGUGAGAAAGUGUUUGUAUCUGCUGCUUCUGGAUCAGUUGGUUAUUUGGUUGGACAGUUUGCUAAGCUUCUUGGAUGCUAUGUUGUUGGCAGUGCUGGAAGCAAUGAAAAGGUAGAGUUGUUGAAAGAGAAGCUUGGUUUCGAUGAUGCAUUCAACUACAAAGAAGAAACGGAUCUCAAGUCAGCACUCAAAAGGUUAAAAUCCCCUCUUAAUUUUUAA
Ilex paraguariensis (yerba mate) is the source of this 627-nucleotide messenger RNA. The record is from the annotation of a GenBank genome assembly. NCBI's taxonomy places the organism in Eukaryota, Viridiplantae, Streptophyta, Magnoliopsida, Aquifoliales, Aquifoliaceae.